Molecule: messenger RNA, 1725 nt
Organism: Fraxinus pennsylvanica
Lineage: Eukaryota; Viridiplantae; Streptophyta; Magnoliopsida; Lamiales; Oleaceae
Source: the annotation of a GenBank genome assembly
AUGGCGAAUUCUCCGAAGAAAGUUCAAAAUCCGAGACCCUCAUCAGUGUUAAUCGACCCCGUAUACUCUUCAAUGAUCACGCUAUUGAUAUUAGUGAUGGCCUGCGUCGAAAUUUGCGACGCCGUAACGGUGGUUGAUGUGUAUCGGCUUGUACAGUACGAUAUUGGAGGCGUGCCGUUCGGAUCUCGACUCGCGUCACUCAACCAUCACGCUGGUUCUUCGCUUUUUUCUUCGUCGUCUGGGGCUGCCGCGGAUCUCUCCCGCACUGUUCUCAUCCUUCCCGUCCGCGAAUUGAAUCUUACCUUCAUUAAAGAAUAUAUUACGCAUAGAAAGCCAUUAGGCGGUCUAUUGCUUCUACUUCCCCCAGCUUUUAGUCCUUACUCAGAAAGUGUGGGUAGAGCUCAUCAUGAUUCUGCAAAAGACCUUAUGAAAGAAGUAUUGGCUGAACUAGAGCAGUUACUCAUACAUGCCAACACCCCUUAUCCAGUUUACUUUGGUUUUGAGGAUGAUAGUAUUAAUACUGUGCUAGCUGAUGUCAAGAAGAAUGAUGCUACUGGUCAACUGGCGACUGCCACAACUGGCGGAUACAAGCUUGUCGUUGCUGCGCCAGAACCCAAGAAAGUUGCAUCUCCAACCAUUGUAAAUAUUCAGGGGUGGUUGCCAGGAUUGAAAGCUGAUGGUGAUUCAAAUCAACUUCCAACUAUUGCCAUAGUGGCAUCAUAUGACACGUUUGGAGCUGCACCAGCGUUAUCAGUGGGAAGUGAUAGCAAUGGAAGUGGUGUUGUGGCUCUUCUUGAAAUAGCGAGGUUGUUUUCUAUUUUAUAUUCAAAUCCUAAAACUAGAGGAAGGUAUAAUUUACUCUUUGGGCUGACAUCUGGUGGACCUUAUAACUAUAAUGGAACUUACAAGUGGCUUAGGAGUUUGGAUCAGCGUCAACGCGAGACUAUUGAUUAUGCUGUUUGCUUGAAUAGCAUUGGCUCAUUUAACAAUGAUCUAUGGAUUCAUGUUUCCAAGCCUCCAGAAAAUGCUUACAUAAAGCAAAUUUUUGAGGGUUUCUCUAAUGUAGCAGAAGAAUUGGGGCUCAAAGUUGGCCUGAAACACAAAAAGAUAAACAUCUCUAACACUCGAGUGGCCUGGGAGCACGAGCAAUUUUCGAGACUGAGAGUCACAGCUGUAACACUCUCUGAGCUAUCUGUUGCACCUGAAUUGCUGCAAAACACUGGAGGUCUAUCAGAUAACAGACAUUUUGUUGAUGAAGCUUCAAUAAGUCGAAGUGUCAAGUUAGUUGCUGAAAGUCUGGCGAGACAUAUUUAUGACCUGAAGGGGAAAGACAUCAAUAUAUUUGCGGAUAAUAGUAGUUUAGCUGUCAAUCCUUCGCAUAUACAUUCAUGGUUAGACCUUUUGUCAACAACACCUCGAGUGGCACCAUUUCUUUCAAAAACUAACCCUCUCGUCAUGGCGCUGAAAAAGGAAUUAGCAGAUCAUACCAUCGAGGUGAAUGUACAACAGGAAGUUCUUGAUGGAAUGUUCUCUCUUUAUGAUACAACAACUGGGAGGUUGCAUAUAUAUCAGGUUGCCAGUGUAACAUUCGACUUGCUUUUGCUGCUAGUCCUCGGAUCAUACUUGAUUGUUCUUUUCAGUUUUCUAGUCAUCACAACCAAGGGUCUUGAUGAUCUCAUCAGUCUAUUUCGUCGUCCCCCUUCCCGCAAAGUGAAAACGGCUUGA